Messenger RNA from Menidia menidia (Atlantic silverside), 1320 nucleotides. The record is from the annotation of a GenBank genome assembly. Lineage: Eukaryota; Metazoa; Chordata; Actinopteri; Atheriniformes; Atherinopsidae.
AUGGACAGCAUGAAAGUAAGAGACUAUGACUCCAUCACGUCUUUCCUUGGAUCUUGGGGACCUUUUCAACGCAUGGUUUUUUUAUCAUUGGCGGUCAGCGUCAUUCCAAAUGGAUUAACCGGUAGUUACAUAGUUUUCGUUGGUGAUACCCCACCUCACGAAUGCCAUAUUCCAGAAAAUUACAGCAUCAGUGAGAUGUGGAGAAAUGUUACGAUACCAAUGGAAACCGUCGAUGGCACGACGAGACGCAGCUCUUGCCAGAGACUUCAUCUGGAGACUGUCAGGAAUUACUCUCAAUUGAACAUAAUUCCAAGUGUGGACGUGAACGUGAGUGAAAUUCCUUUGGAGGAGUGCCGGGAUGGGUGGUCUUACAGCAAAGAAAUCUACCAGUCAACUAUAGUUACAGAGUGGGAUUUAGUAUGCGAUAAUGCAUAUAAAGUGCCGCUGUCCACCUCCAUUCACUACAUUGGCGUGUUAUUUGGAACUCUGAUAUCUGGCCAGAUGUCUGACAGGUUUGGGAGGAGGCCUUUACUCUUUGCCAUGAUGGCUCUUCAGACAGUGGGAAUCACAGCACAGAUCUUCUCACCAAGCUGGGAGAUUUUCUGCCUGAUUUUCUUCUUUGCGGGUGCAGGGGUGUACUCCAAUUAUACCAUUGGAUUCGUGUUGGGAUCAGAAGUUCUCAGCCCAAAAACCCGAGUGUUUUUUUGCUCACUGGGUGUCUUUAUGAGCUCUGCACUGGGGUACAUGGCAAUGCCUCUAGCAGCCUACUUCCUCCGUGAUUGGCGGCUGCUGCUAGUUGUGAUGGCGGGGUCUGGACUCAUCUACAUCCCUCUGUGGUGGUUCAUCCCAGAGUCCCCCCGCUGGCUGCUUUCUCAAGGAAGAAUUAAGGAAGCUGAGGCCAUUCUAAGAGAGGCUGCAAAGAUGAAUAAAGUACCAACUCCAGAGGCCAUUUUUACGCAAGCCGAGAUUGAACAAGCUCAGGCUAUGAACGAUGAGAAAAUCAACAUUAUAUCUGUCCUGAGAAGCUGCAAUAUCACGAUUAUCAUAUUGCUCUGUGCCAGUCUGAUGAUCAUCACAAGUAGUUACAAUGCUCUGGUCCUCAACACUUCCAACAUUCACGGUGACCCCUUCCUGAACUGCUUUUUGUCGGCUGUGAUGGAGGUCCCAGCAUACUUAAUUGCCUUGUUGUUGCUCAAGUUUUGCUCCAGGCACUUCUGUCAGUCUUCCACUCUCUUCCUGGGGGGCGUGAUGAUCCUCUGUGUCCGUCUCAUUCCAAUAGGUAAUACUCAAAACACUCAGAGAAAUGUUGUUGGUCAAUGA